This is a messenger RNA of Fusarium venenatum, 537 nucleotides long. Its product is annotated as mediator complex, subunit Med11. Gene Ontology annotation, molecular function: transcription coregulator activity. NCBI's taxonomy places the organism in Eukaryota, Fungi, Ascomycota, Sordariomycetes, Hypocreales, Nectriaceae. Gene Ontology annotation, cellular component: mediator complex. Gene Ontology annotation, biological process: regulation of transcription by RNA polymerase II. The record is from RefSeq and is a predicted model, not a curated record.
AUGUCUUCUCCAAACGACGUCGACAUGGGAGGCGCCGAACCGUCACGCGCAAACGAGCCCUUCACCGUGGAAGAGAACAUCCGACAGCUUAAUGCCGUCGAUCAACAAAUUGUCCAGCUCAUGAAGCACACUGCCACAGCCCUCAACGCACUCACAAUACCUCACACUCCAGAGUCCAACCAAACCCAGGACCCAGCAUCUGAACCUCCUAAACCAUCACUGGAUCCUCCCGCCCAAAAGGAUGCUUUCCGCUCAGCGACAGAUUCGUUUCUUACUGCACUACACGCCGUCGACGUCAAGAUGAAGCGUCAAAUAUUCGCUCUCGAGGAGGCUAGUAUCGUCAAUCUUGCUCCCCCUCAACGGCAUGAAAACAACGGGCCUAUUAUGGCAUCUCAGAAGCCGAAUGGAGUGGGAGCUGUGGGCAAUAUUGGCGCGGGCUGGCUCAACAGUCGAGGCACGCGAGUGGAGAGGGACAUGGAGGCGGAGCUUUGGGACAAAGCUAAGGGUUUUUUGAAGAAGAAUGAACCUGCUCAAUAG